AUGGCCUCAAGGCGAGAGGUAUUUCACAAAGUAGUAGAAACUAAGGAGGUAACUGAUAAAAAAAUUGGAAGAGUGGAGGAAAAUUUUAGAAGUGGGGCAAAGCCGAUAGGUGCGCCAAAGGUGACCAUUGGUGAAGAAGAUGUUGCAUGUAUGACCAAGUGUGGGUAUUUGGGAUCGAUUAUUCAGAGAAGUGGGGAGAUUGAUAGAAAAGUUUCUCAUCAAAUACAAGAGGAUUUGCUUAAGUGGCGAGCAACCACUGGGGUGCUAUGUGAUAGGAAGUUUUCAAGUAGGUUAAAAAGUAAAUUUUAUCGAGUUGCAAUCAGGCCUUCUUUGUUUUAUGAGACAGAUUGUUGGCCCGUAAAGAAGACUUUUGAAUAUAAGAUAGAAGUUGCAGAAAUGCUUAUGUUGAGGUGGAUUUACGAUCACACAAUGAUGAAUCGAAUGAUAACUAGGAGUUUAGAGAGAAGUUAG
This is a messenger RNA of Amaranthus tricolor (Joseph's coat), 471 nucleotides long. RefSeq lists its product as uncharacterized. Lineage: Eukaryota; Viridiplantae; Streptophyta; Magnoliopsida; Caryophyllales; Amaranthaceae. Bases 1 to 471 code for a protein of 156 amino acids. The transcript has 3 exons. The record is from RefSeq and is a predicted model, not a curated record.